AUGGCUGAGACUCGUGGUGGCUUCGGCCGUGGUGCUUCGCGUGGUGGUCCCCGUGGUCGUCGUGGUGCCCGUCGCGGCCCGAAGCGCGACGAGGAGAAGGAGUGGGUUCCCGUCACCAAGCUCGGCCGCCUUGUAAAGGACGGCAAGAUCAAGUCGAUGGAGGAGAUCUACCUCUUCUCGCUCCCCAUCAAGGAGUACCAGAUCAUCGACCUCUUCCUCCCCACCCUCAAGGACGAGGUCAUGAAGAUCAUGCCCGUCCAGAAGCAGACCUCGGCCGGUCAGCGCACCCGCUUCAAGGCCUUUGUCGCUGUCGGUGACUUUGACGGCCACGUCGGUCUCGGUGUCAAGUGCGCCAAGGAGGUCGCCACCGCCAUCCGCGGCGCCAUUGUCCUCGCCAAGCUCGCGGUCGUCCCCGUCCGUCGCGGCUACUGGGGCUCGCACAUUGCUGAGCCUCACACCGUCCCCAUGAAGGUCUCGGGCAAGUCGGGCUCGGUCAUGUGCCGUCUCAUCCCCGCCCCCCGCGGUACCGGCAUUGUCGCCGCCCCCGCCUGCAAGCGCAUGCUCCAGAUGGCUGGUAUCCAGGACUGCUACACCCAGUCCAAGGGUUCGACUGCCACCCAGGGCAACUUCCUCAAGGCUGCUGUCUCGGCCCUCUCCAAGACCUACCAGUUCCAGUCGCCCGACCUCUGGCAGGUUAUCCCCGUCGGCCAGACCCCCUACGACGAGUUCUCCAACCACCUCGCCAUCGCCGCCCGCAAGGCCGCCGCUUACUAA
Molecule: messenger RNA, 774 nt
Organism: Cutaneotrichosporon cavernicola
Lineage: Eukaryota; Fungi; Basidiomycota; Tremellomycetes; Trichosporonales; Trichosporonaceae
Gene: RPS2
Exons: 3
Coding region: 1-774 (257 amino acids)
Biological process (GO): translation
Cellular component (GO): ribosome; cytosolic small ribosomal subunit
Molecular function (GO): RNA binding; structural constituent of ribosome
Source: RefSeq, a predicted model, not a curated record